Syzygium oleosum is the source of this 2668-nucleotide messenger RNA. RefSeq names its product putative zinc transporter At3g08650. The record is from RefSeq and is a predicted model, not a curated record. The coding region runs from base 541 to 2322 and encodes 593 amino acids. Gene Ontology annotation, biological process: zinc ion transmembrane transport. Gene Ontology annotation, molecular function: zinc ion transmembrane transporter activity. NCBI's taxonomy places the organism in Eukaryota, Viridiplantae, Streptophyta, Magnoliopsida, Myrtales, Myrtaceae. The transcript is spliced from 6 exons. Gene Ontology annotation, cellular component: membrane.
GUCCUUUCGGCGGAUUUCCUUUCCCUGUUGGAUGUUUGCCCUUGAAUCGUCCGAUGGUGAUCGAUCGUUUAUUUCUCGAGCAAAAUUUUUUUGUUUUUCCGUUAGCGGCGAUUCGAGAAUUGAUUAGAGAUGGGGCUAAUGAGCUGCUAAGUUUGAAGGUUUUUGUCAAUUCCUGGCUAGUUUUUGGUGACCUUUUGUCUUAUCUGGUCUUUCAAGUUUGUACCUUGGCCUGCCUAGGAAGGAAUUUGCCCUUGCCAUGCUGGGUCGAUAUCGGAGAAUUGUGCGGCAGUGAGUUCUCAAUCCUUGGCCCCUGCACGUACAUUUGCUUCUGUUGGCGUGAUUCUUACCCGCGCGCAGGGGGGUCGUUUUCGUAUUUGUAGCACUGAGCAUAUGGGAGUUUCUCUCUUGCGAACUCUCUGCAAAACAAAUUAUUUGUUGCCGUCAGUGGUAGAAAGACCGAAUGGUCUGCAAGAGGAUCACUCGGGGCAUCUCUUGAUAUAUUGAAGGCCCCAUAUCUUCUUCGUGUGUAUGUAGAAGAAGAUGGUAGCAAAACGAGUCCUCUUAUUCUUCAUCUUUUCCUUGGUGGCAUUUGAUUGCAUUGCGGCACAAUCUGAAAAUGACAUUACACGUCUGAGAGCUGCCCCUCACAAGAAUGUGGCAAGUAAUGUCAUAGAUGGUACUGGCGAGGAGAAGGUCCUAAGUUUUGAUGGUGCAGGUAACAUACUGGGCGGGAGGAAGAAUGCCGACAGUAAGGUCUCAGUCUCUACUGUUGCUUUAUUUACCCUGGCAAUGGCUGCUGCGACUGGUCUUGGUGCUGUUCCAUUCUUCUUUGUGGAGCUUGAUCAACAAUGGGCUGGAUUAUGCAAUGGAAUGGCAGCUGGUGUAAUGCUGGCUGCAAGUUUUGACCUUGUACAGGAAGGGCAGGAGUAUGGUGCCGGAAAUUGGGUUGUUUUUGGGAUUUUAUCGGGGGGCAUUUUUAUCUGGCUCUGUAAGAAGUUUUUGGAACAAUAUGGAGAAGUCAGUAUGUUAGACAUAAAGGGCGCGGAUGCUACUAAAGUAGUUCUUGUUGUUGGGAUUAUGACUCUUCAUUCAUUCGGGGAAGGCUCUGGAGUUGGAGUUUCGUUUGCUGGUUCUAAAGGAUUUUCCCAAGGUCUACUAGUGACUUUGGCCAUAGCAGUUCAUAACAUACCGGAGGGAUUAGCUGUCAGCAUGGUACUGGCAUCAAGGGGCGUUUCUCCACAAAAUGCUAUGUUAUGGAGUGUAAUUACAUCCCUACCUCAGCCAAUUGUAGCAGUCCCUUCUUUCAUCUGUGCUGAUGCAUUUAGCAAGUUUCUGCCCUUCUGUACGGGCUUUGCUGCAGGAUGUAUGAUUUGGAUGGUUGUUGCAGAAGUCCUUCCUGAUGCGUUCAAGGAAGCUUCUCCAUCUGAGGUUGCAUCAGCAGCUACGCUUUCUGUGGCAUUCAUGGAAGCUCUCAGCACCCUUUUCCAGAACUUCAGCCAUGACUACAGCUCGGAGGAUGCUUCUGGCUUCUUCGUCUCUUUACUAUUUGGUCUUGGGCCACUGCUGGGUGGCAUGGUUCUUGUAGCAUUUGCCCUUGCCUUCCGUCUGCAGCAUGCCCUCCUCAUGGGUGCCGCCUCUGGAAUUGCGUUUGUCCUCGGUGCUUGGCGUCCAUUGCAACUACUGCUCUCCUCGAAGAUGGGAUUCUUUCCUCUGAUUUCGCUUAUCGCUGCUGGAUCAGCAUUCGUCCAUGCCGUAUCAUCUAGCAUCUUGAAUAUUGCAGGACGCAAGAAAACUUCAGUGAACAGUUUGCCAUCAGUUACUGGCUUUCCAUUGAGCAUAUUCACCCUCCAGUCAUUUUUAGCAUGUGGAGCAGUUGCUUUGCAUGCUUUAGCUGAGGGGCUUGCCCUAGGAGUUGCAGCACCUAAAGCGUACGGGCUGGGCCGGCAUAUGGUCCUUCCAGUCUCUCUGCACGGGCUUCCAAGGGGUGCGGCUGUCGCUUGCUGUAUCUUUGGAGCUACUGACAGUUGGCACGGGUCCCUCGCAGCUGCUGCACUUAUCGGGUUUAUGGGUCCGACUUCUGCUAUUGGGGCCAUCCUCGCAGGAAUUGAUUACAGUGGUCUUGACCACGUGAUGGUAUUUGCUUGCGGGGGAUUACUCCCAAGCUUUGCUCGUAUAGUAAAAAGAGCAACGAGAUUGGAUGCAAGCAAAAGCAGUUGUGGUUUGUUAAUGGGAGUUGGUUUUGCCACCAUUUGCUUAACAUGCACCAAGUUGGUGUGCUUGCACACACCUUACUGCAAUUCGGCCCCGGAGGCUGUCAGAUAAUUUGGCAAUGCUCCAUAUCUUGCUGCAAACUUGUUAGGAGCGAACAGAAAUCAAUACUUUUGGCUCAUCUGUUUGGCGACUCUACUGGAUUUAACUCAAAGAAGAAGCUAACGUCGUCAAGAAGUGCUUGGAGGACACGGUACAUGUAAAGAUUUAAUGCAUAUCAGUUAUUGAACUCAGAUUUUUCACCUGAUGUAGAUUAUGCAAAGGAUGUACCGAUCCGAGGAGGGGGCUGUUGCCUCUUGUAUUAGAGAAAGCAAUUCUAAUUCAUAAAGUGCGUCCAUGAAUGGCCGGGCUAUCGACUAGUUAUUGGAUUUUGAAUGAGCAGGAUGAUGGGUUACAGAUA